CUGCCGCCAUUUUCACCGCUGUCGCGCUCGAGCCUGCUCUCCGCUCUUAAAGGGGCCGCGUCGCCUCUUUAGGGUUUUUUAUUCAGUUUUCCGAGCGCCUCCGCGCCGUCCGGGUGGGUCCGAGCCCCCCCGCCACACUCCGCCGCCGCCAUGAGGGAGAUCGUCCACAUCCAGGCGGGCCAAUGCGGCAACCAGAUCGGCGCCAAGUUCUGGGAGGUGAUCAGUGACGAGCACGGCAUCGACCCCACGGGCACCUACCAUGGGGACAGCGACCUGCAGCUGGACCGCAUCAGCGUCUACUACAACGAGGCCACAGGGGGCAAAUACGUGCCCAGGGCCAUCCUGGUGGAUCUGGAGCCUGGCACGAUGGACUCGGUGCGCUCCGGCCCCUUCGGGCAGAUCUUCAGGCCUGACAACUUCGUGUUUGGCCAAAGCGGUGCCGGCAACAACUGGGCCAAGGGUCACUACACAGAGGGCGCCGAGCUGGUGGACUCGGUGCUGGACGUGGUGCGCAAGGAGGCCGAGAGCUGCGACUGCCUGCAGGGCUUCCAGCUGACCCACUCCCUGGGCGGCGGCACCGGCUCGGGCAUGGGCACGCUGCUCAUCUCCAAGAUCCGCGAGGAGUACCCCGACCGCAUCAUGAACACCUUCAGCGUGGUGCCGUCGCCCAAGGUGUCGGACACGGUGGUGGAGCCCUACAACGCCACGCUGUCCGUGCACCAGCUGGUGGAGAACACGGACGAGACCUACUGCAUCGACAACGAGGCGCUCUACGACAUCUGCUUCCGCACCCUCAAGCUGACCACGCCCACCUACGGCGACCUCAACCACCUGGUGUCGGCCACCAUGAGCGGCGUCACCACCUGCCUGCGCUUCCCCGGGCAGCUCAACGCCGACCUGCGCAAGCUGGCCGUCAACAUGGUGCCCUUCCCGCGGCUGCACUUCUUCAUGCCCGGCUUCGCGCCGCUGACCUCGCGGGGCAGCCAGCAGUACCGCGCCCUCACCGUGCCCGAGCUCACCCAGCAGGUCUUCGACGCCAAGAACAUGAUGGCCGCCUGCGACCCGCGGCACGGCCGCUACCUGACGGUGGCCGCCGUCUUCCGUGGCCGCAUGUCCAUGAAGGAGGUGGACGAGCAGAUGCUCAACGUGCAGAACAAGAACAGCUCCUACUUCGUGGAGUGGAUCCCCAACAACGUGAAGACGGCCGUGUGCGACAUCCCGCCGCGCGGCCUCAAGAUGGCCGUCACCUUCAUCGGCAACAGCACGGCCAUCCAGGAGCUCUUCAAGCGCAUCUCGGAGCAGUUCACGGCCAUGUUCCGGCGCAAGGCCUUCCUGCACUGGUACACGGGCGAGGGCAUGGACGAGAUGGAGUUCACCGAGGCCGAGAGCAACAUGAACGACCUGGUGUCCGAGUACCAGCAGUACCAGGACGCCACGGCCGAGGAGGAGGAGGAUUUCGGCGAGGAGGCCGAAGAGGAGGCCUGAGGGGUUUCUCCAGAGGUCCUGAUCCUCGGCAGUGUUGCUCCUCCCCUUCCCGGUGUGUUGUCCAAGUGAGGCGUCAACCGGUGGGCGGCGCCUUCGGUGUCAUCAUCAUUGUCCUUCAUCAUCGUCAGUGUUGGCCUUGGUCAUCGGCGGCGGCAGCGGAGUCCCCACCCGACCUUCAGCGUUGCCCUCACGGUCUUCAACCUUCAUCAUCGUCGUCCUGGAAGAGUCCCCAGCCUUCAGCAUUGUCCUCAUGGUCCCCAGGCUUCACCGUCACUGCAGAGUCCCCAAUCUUCAUCAUCGUCAUCCUUGAAAGGUCUCCAGUCUUGAUCAUGGUCAGAGCUCCCCACUUCUGUCGUCUUCAUCUUUAAAGAGUUCCCAAUUUUCAGCAGCACUGAAGAGUUC
Messenger RNA from Passer montanus (Eurasian tree sparrow), 1887 nucleotides. It is a transcript of the gene TUBB, whose product is annotated as tubulin beta class I. Lineage: Eukaryota; Metazoa; Chordata; Aves; Passeriformes; Passeridae. Gene Ontology annotation, molecular function: structural constituent of cytoskeleton; GTP binding; GTPase activity. Gene Ontology annotation, cellular component: cytoplasm; microtubule. The record is from RefSeq and is a predicted model, not a curated record. Bases 151 to 1485 code for a protein of 444 amino acids. The transcript is spliced from 4 exons. Gene Ontology annotation, biological process: mitotic cell cycle; microtubule cytoskeleton organization.